Messenger RNA from Schizophyllum commune H4-8, 1718 nucleotides. RefSeq lists its product as uncharacterized. The coding region runs from base 209 to 1267 and encodes 352 amino acids. The transcript is spliced from 6 exons. Lineage: Eukaryota; Fungi; Basidiomycota; Agaricomycetes; Agaricales; Schizophyllaceae. The record is from RefSeq and is a predicted model, not a curated record.
CCGUCGUGCAGAGGCACCGGCCCGUGCUCUUCUUUGCUUUGUUGCUGUGGUCUUCGUGUCUGUGCUGUGCUUUGGCCGCUCGUCGCUCUUGCUUUCUGCUCUUAAACUCCGACUCUCGUGUGCAUCCAGCAGAUUCCCCGGCUUCGAUCAUCUGCAUACGCGACUACAGUUACUUCACAGUUACUUGCCACACUACACAUCUGUCACAAUGAAGCACAGGGGAUUCGAAGCCUUCAUCGUCUGCAACAACCAUGUCGUGAAUGAGUAUGGGUUUACCCCCGUCAGCAACGACACGCUCGAGAUCGCAUGCUGGAUACCCGCGACGCCCGGAGAGAAGUUCACCGUUGUCUGGCGAGAUCUGGGAUCAGGGCACAAGACCGCCGGGUACAUAUACCUCGAUGGCGUGGUCGUCCCUGGCCGCUUCCUCGAUGGACGUGGCGAAACCUACCGCACGGGCGUCCGAUCAGGCAAAGGGUCCGAGCGCCCCUUCGUCUUCAGCAUGACCACUAGGGACGACGAGGAGCAGAAGACGAAGGACGAUCUCCGGAACGUGGGAACCAUAAGACUGAGGAUCAAGCGCUGCGAGUCCGACACCCCAGGACGCCCUGCGAACCCCGUCGGGCCGUAUCCUGAACGGUUGGUGGGGAAGAGGAGAGCGGGGGAGACAUGUAUUGGCUUUGGAAAAUCCAAACCAUACUACAUGCAGGCGCAGUACACCUGGAAGGUCGUCGGCCCAGGAGGCUCCAAAAAAGCACCCACCGUCGUCUCCUUCGCCUUCAAGUACCGGCCCAUGGACUGGCUCAUCGACCAUGGCAUCGUCCAAAUCUCGGUCAUUCACCCCAUGCCUGGCGCACCCGUCGCCCCGGGCACGUCCGACGACGAAGACGAGUACGACCUCGAGCCGCAGAACAUAAAGCCCGCCGACGUGCAGGUCAUCCAGCUGCACCGCGCGCCGCCGCUGCCGGAUCCGAGAGUGCAGUCGAAUCUGAGCUUGCAGUCGAAUUCCAGGGUGCAGUCAAUUCCGAUGGUGCAGUCAAUCCCGAUGGUGCAGUCGAAUUCGCGUGUGCCAUCGAAUCCGCGGGUGCAGUUCUACACGCCGACGGUGGCGACCCCGACUCCCCAGGCCGAAGCGGCGGGCACGACGUCGUCUGGCUUCUACGCCUGGAACCACGAGAUGGCGUCCAAUGCAGCGGGCGCGGCGACGCCAGGAAAUCACCCGGGCGCACCGACGCCAGGGAGCUAUCCCGGCACGCCAAAUCCGCAAUAGACGGGCGACACUGCAAGAUAUCUCAGCCCGUCAGACAAGCAAGCACACAUCCGCACCUUAGCACUUUCGUCCUCUUCCCGCUCUCUAUCGCUCUCCUAUGGACCAUGAUCGCAUCUUUCUCCUGUUUCUCCUUCUCGCGUUUCUUCCCUCGUCCCUUUGUCUACUUAUCCCGUCGUACACUGCUCUCGCGAUACCUGUACUUACCACCUGCAUUGCUCUCGUCAUCGCACGUAUUUAUCUAACCUCGAUAUAUAACAACGACGUACCCUUUGUUCUGUUCUGCGCUACCCUUCCCGCAGUCUAUGCGUUAUCUGUCUAUGCUUCCCAAUCGUAUGUUGACCGUAUGUCUUUAUCUUUGAGCUUUGAGCGUGUAUGCUUGUCUGAUACCGCCUGCGCGAUGAAGCAUUGAGGUUGUCAAAGGGAAGAGGGAAUGAAGACCCCCAGGUCUCGC